Triticum aestivum (bread wheat) is the source of this 1594-nucleotide messenger RNA. RefSeq lists its product as uncharacterized. Bases 65 to 1327 code for a protein of 420 amino acids. Gene Ontology annotation, molecular function: protein binding. NCBI's taxonomy places the organism in Eukaryota, Viridiplantae, Streptophyta, Magnoliopsida, Poales, Poaceae. The transcript has 2 exons. The record is from RefSeq and is a predicted model, not a curated record.
CGUGAUGAGCGAGCAUUGAGAGGAGCCAACGGGCCGCCAGCGUGCUGUGUGUCGAUCGAUCGUGAUGAGCGAUCAUGGCGAUGAGUCCACACGCCGCCAGCGUCGCCGUACCAUGCCGCCGGCGGGGCCUGCUUUCCCACUCUACAGCGACGACGUCCUCGGGGAGAUAUUCCUCCGCCUCGGCCCUCUGAAACCCUCGCUCCUGCGCGCGUCUCGCGUGUGCAAGCAAUGGCGAAGCCUCGCCUCCGACCCUGGUUUCCGCCGCCGGUUCGGCGCGCGCCACCGGCAACCCUCGCUCCUCGGCGUCUUCACGCAGCAGCACGGAGAAGCCCUCUUCCGCUCGGUUCCCCUCGACCCUCCUGUUAUUCCUUCGGAGCGCUUCUCCCUGCGAGGCUACGGCUCCUGGGAUCUGCUUGGGUGCCGCCAUGGGCGCGUCCUCAUCAUCAACCACACUGAGGGGAAGGCCAUUGUGCAUCACCCCAUUACUGGCGACCAGCACCGCAUAGAAGUUCCUUGGGAGUUCCGUCAGAAUGGAGUGGUUGCUAAUAUCAAUGGCGCGGUGCUUUGCACGGGCAUGGCGGAGAACAAGGGCCACAUACAUGGUGCGUGCCGCUCAAGCCCCUUUAAAAUCGUUUUGGUGCGCGCCUAUACGGCCUACUCGGCCAAGAGGGAUCUUACUUAUCAUAUGGCCCACGCAUGUGUGUACUCGUCAAAGACUCGAACCUGGGGCAAAGAUGUCUCGGCACUGCUACCAUGUGACAGUUACAUUCCUGGUCACCAUAGCGUCUUUGCUGGUAAUGCCCUUUACUGGUAUCUUCCUGGCUAUAUACUAAAGUUUGAUAUGGGCAUGGAGAGCCUACGUGUGAUUCGGAAACUUCCUGUUGCGAAAGAUUGCUACGAUACAAGCCAUAUUAUCCGCUCAAAAGGUGGCGGUGUUGGCAUUGCUUUUUUGUCAUACCCUACCUUUCAAGUGUGGGACAUGAAGAAUUUCAAGAAAAAAAACAAUUGUCAUGGUGGAACUAGAUGGGCGCUGCGGAAGCCUAUUAGUCUUGAGCUAGGAUGUGGGAGUGGUAUAAGGAUGAAGCAAGCUAUAGUGGGGUAUGACGAGGACGGGCAUCAAAUCUUCUUUCGAGUGGGGAGCAAUAUCUUCAUUGUCGAACUUGUAUCAAUGAAGUCCAGUAAACUAUGGAGAAGCUAUUCUACACACAAAUAUCAUCCUUACACGUGUUACUAUACUGCAGCCCUCGAAACUUCUGCUGAUAAUGCAAGUAUGACAUACGGUGGAGACCAAGAAAAUACUGCUCAAGGAGGAAGCGUGCAAAUUUAAGCGGGUGCCAGUGUCUAUGUGUGUAUAGAUUGAACUUGAGUAUUUCAUUAAGACAAACAGAUGAGCCAUCUAUUUAUAAAGAAGUUUGAUUAGUCUAAAGUUUGGAAAGUUUGGAAUGUUACAAGUUCAGCAAGGACCCAACUAAACCUGGGCAUCCUCCGGUCCGGGCCUGGCUUUGUAAAGCCUCGCCUCAAAAUCUCAAGCCCAAGCCCGGCCCGGCCCGGCUCGAAACAUACGAACAAUGCUCCUUUUUAUUAAAAAUAUUGG